Telopea speciosissima is the source of this 494-nucleotide messenger RNA. Its product is annotated as 39S ribosomal protein L41-A, mitochondrial-like. The transcript has 6 exons. Gene Ontology annotation, cellular component: mitochondrial large ribosomal subunit. The coding region runs from base 70 to 351 and encodes 93 amino acids. The record is from RefSeq and is a predicted model, not a curated record. NCBI's taxonomy places the organism in Eukaryota, Viridiplantae, Streptophyta, Magnoliopsida, Proteales, Proteaceae. Gene Ontology annotation, biological process: translation. Gene Ontology annotation, molecular function: structural constituent of ribosome.
UUUAAACCUCUUUGCAGAUUUGGGCAUUCAUUCAUACAUUUGAAAGGAUUGAAUUAACGAGGGAAUAAAAUGCCGCUGGGACUGAUCUUAGGGUUGGGAAGGGCAAUGCGAAGAAAGCGAACUUCAUCUCUUGAUAUUCUGUCUUCGAAACGAGCACCUCGAGAUUACUACAAGGGCAAGAACUGCAAAUCUACUGGUUUCCAUACCCGCAAAGGUGGCUAUGUUGUGGUGAGCGAGAAAUUGCCGAACUAUGUAGUCCCUGAUUUGACCGACUUCAAGCUCAAGCCAUAUGUAUCUCAGUGCCCCAGAGAAGUAAAAACUGCAGAUAACACAGACACUUCUGCUACAUAAGCUAAAGAAGCAAAUGGGAAUUCGAUCCCUUCUGUAGAUGUUUUAGCCACUGGUGCUUGAGCUUUUUAAAUUUAUCCCAAAACUUGUUAUGUGGAUGGAAUUUUGAAGGGCCAUGUAGAAUUUUUAGUUUUGAAACAUUUUCC